Messenger RNA from Mytilus californianus (California mussel), 2073 nucleotides. RefSeq lists its product as uncharacterized. The record is from RefSeq and is a predicted model, not a curated record. The coding region runs from base 25 to 2073 and encodes 682 amino acids. The transcript has 3 exons. Lineage: Eukaryota; Metazoa; Mollusca; Bivalvia; Mytilida; Mytilidae.
CAUAAACACUCAAUUCAAAGAAGUAUGAGUGAUUGCGAUUGUAACGAUGAUUGUUAUUUUAAAUCAAAACCUUGUUGUAUUGACAAAAUGUUUGAACUGUCAACGGCAUGUACUGAUAAAAUGUUAUCGUUAUUAGGAGACAGAUUUCUUGUAUAUAACCAAUGCAAAAAUACUUCUAACAUUGAAAUGAACAGAUUAUGUCAGAGCAGUCUUGAUAGAACUUCAUAUUCUAAUUUGCCGGUUCAAAUAAGCAAGAGAAAUUUUUCAGUGCAUUACAAGAACGUUUUCUGUAUGCUAUGUAAUGAAAAUCUUUCACCUAAUGAAUUUCGGAAUUCAAUUAUUGAUUGGAAUAUUGCAGUUACUUGUGAUAACUAUAUUUCUCCAACCUACCAUGUGUCAUUUCAAGACUAUAUAACCCAUGCUAUUCGCCAAAAAUGUAGAUACAGCAUGAAACCUCAAAAACAGGGAACGAAAUGUUUUGAUUCAAAUUAUAACAAAUGUAAUAUUACAGACAAUUGGACAAAUAAUGACCUCGACAUCAAAUAUGCGUGCGCAUUUUUGAAUUUGCCUCGUAUGUGGUUCAAUUGGGAAAAUCCGUUCUGCAGAAUGUGCAACCCUUUAAAUCGAGACAAAGUGAUACAUACAACCUGUAACGAAACAAAGUUGCGAAAUUUGUAUACACCAAAUGACAAAGAAAAAUGUCAUGAUCUGCCGAUAAUACAGGCUCUUGCCCCAUAUAAGAAUCAUUUUUGCCAUGUCUGCAUCACAGGAACUAGUCCAACAUUUAAAUGGCUGCAAAAAAAAUUGCCAAAUGCGGGUGCUAGUGGCCAAGGAGGGCCGUUGGUACCGAUAUCAUUUCGGGAAAUAUUUGCUCUUGGAGUAUUUGAUGAUUUAAAAGACAACAAAAUUGAGAAAAGAUGUAACAAAACUCAGAUAUAUGAUAAACUUAAGAAUGAGUGCCGCGAUAUUCAAUGCUACCCUGGAAGAAUUCUGACAAACAAUGGCUGUGUUCCUUUACUACCGUUUACAAGUAAUCUUGGGUAUAUAUUGUCAUUAACAUUGAGGAAUAAAGCUACCAGAAUGAUUAGCGUAACAACACAAUUUUUGAAUACGAUUGUGGAUUCGUUUAUUGAAUUUUUGCAAACAUAUUUAAAGGUAAGAAGUUUGCUCCUUGAAGCAUCGGAGUUAAAUGUAAAUCUCAGCUGUUCAAAGACUCUGAUGAACGGAACGUUCUUUGAUAUAAUAUUGGACCAAAAGAUAUUUAUUAACGAGUUUGUUGAUAGAUCCUUCAUUGAAAAGCAGUUAAUUAAUCUCACUUUCAACACGUUUUCUAUACAAUACGGUGAUGCACUAUUUAAAUUCGUUAUAAAAAAGACUGAGAAAUUAUAUAAUUUUCCAGGAGUGAUAAACAAAAUGAAUUCUGCAAAAACUUGUCGCUACACAAACGUACAUACUUUUAAGAAUGUUCAUCGGCACAAAUAUUCCGAGCUCAGUGAAUUAUUAGUCUGUGAACAAGUCGAAAUGGAUGAGAAUGAAUUUCAAGUUGACGAGGAUAAUUAUGAAUUGACGUUGAAUCUCAGUGGAUCGGAGAUACAUUAUGAUAAUGAAUAUAUUUUGAUGCCAAAAAAAAAAGCUAGACUUUGUCUAGAUGAGUAUAAGGACAUUUUUGCAAGUCAACCAGGUUUCGAAAGUCGAGCAAUCUCUUUUUUGAGUAUACUCAUGAUGAGUUGUACACUUUUGUCCUUGUUUUGCCUACUUUUAACAUUCAUUAUCUAUUGCUUAUUUGGUACUCUGAGGUCAUUCCCAGGAAAAAAUAACAUGUGUUUAGUUUUUGCAAUGUUUUUCGCCCAUUUGUUGUUCCAGUUUGGAUUAUACGCAUCUCAUUCAAACACGUUAUGCAUAUUGAUUGGUAUUUUAAUGCAUAUAUUUUGGUUAGCAACAUUCGGCUGCUUGAACGUUUGCUCGUUCCAUAUGUUCCGUGUUUUUCGAAGUAAGAUAAUACUGUAUUCAUCCGGACAGUCAGGACACAAGAAAGUUUUAAUUUCGCAUUUGAAAAAUGCCUGGAAAAAUUGA